AUGGACGAUCAUAUCCCAGUUUACCUCAACGUCUCUAACCCCCCGCAAGCUUUAACGAAUCCACAUGGCGAUGGCGAAGACAGUUACACCUUCAGUGUUGUCUUUGAGGACACGGAACCUUUCCCCUGCCUUGGCCAAACUUUUACUACUGGAGAUGGCAACUUCAGCUCCAACCCAUCUUCCACAUACAGUUCCCCAGGAUAUGUUGGACUUGGCGAUAGUUUUGAUGCCAUCGGAGACGACCAGUGGUCUCCUUUGUCACCACAUCCUACAGAACUAUGGGCCCCAGACGCAGCACGCCACCUUGUUGUCCCCCACUCUAUUCCAAGGCGAUAUUCAGAAUCGGGAGAAAGCUCGGCUUCUUCGCUCGGGUCUUCAACUGAUAUGUUCCCUGGGCUACGACGGCACGCUUCUGCGUCCUCGCUUGGUAUUCGCCGGAAUGAUCAACCGAUCUCGGAAAUGUUGUCGAACGUCAAGACUCUGUCUUUGGAAGAUAACCCACCCCACCACGGUCCUGCGUCGUCGCCUGUGGCUGCUUCCUCGCCGUAUGGUGGUAAUACAGCCUUCUUAAUUCCAAUACAGACACCGGCAAAUGAUGGUCUGCCUUUUCGGUCACCUGCGUCAUCUGCGCCAUCUUCCCCCAUCUCUCCCAGUUCUUCGCUUGCGCCGCCAGAUGGUAGGGCAGGGAUGGGCAACCUUCCAUCCGUGACUCUUGAGCCCGAUGACGGCGUCAUCUCACUGCCACACGAGUCCAAUGGUGUCGACAAUCUUCAUCAGUCCUCAACUUCUACUCUAUUACAUUCAGAUCCUCCGCGCGGGCGCACAUUAUGGCGAUUCGAUGAUGACUAUCUAACGCCAGGACCCAAUUUCCGCUCCCUAAGUUUGAGCGACAUCGACAAUGACGUCUUCGGUCUGAUGAGGUCUCCAAGUGUUGCUCCUAGUACGCACUCGGAUUGCGGAAUCGAUUUGGCUCGUCUUGAUCUUAACCCUGACGUCGUUACUUCGGGCGUCUUUAGUGACAUUCCGGAGCAGCAGUCUAGUCAUCCUGCAAAAGAUGCUUUACUGCCCCCAAUGCCGUAUCGAGAGCAGGUUGCAUCUGACGCUGUGGCAUGA
Desarmillaria tabescens is the source of this 1113-nucleotide messenger RNA. RefSeq lists its product as uncharacterized. Bases 1 to 1113 code for a protein of 370 amino acids. The transcript has 6 exons. Lineage: Eukaryota; Fungi; Basidiomycota; Agaricomycetes; Agaricales; Physalacriaceae. The record is from RefSeq and is a predicted model, not a curated record.